This is a messenger RNA of Alternaria triticimaculans, 498 nucleotides long. RefSeq lists its product as uncharacterized. Lineage: Eukaryota; Fungi; Ascomycota; Dothideomycetes; Pleosporales; Pleosporaceae. The record is from RefSeq and is a predicted model, not a curated record. The transcript has 2 exons. Bases 1 to 498 code for a protein of 165 amino acids.
AUGUCAACACACGCCGCACAACUGCUCGAGCAGCGACUGUUUACUGCCAUCAAGACACAAAUCAUCAGUCUUGCAACGCCUCUUUACGGCACAAGAUCAGAAGACGCAUCAAAGGUCUACGAUGUAGUCACCUACAGCAUGACCACCAAUGAUGGUGGCAGUAGCAACGAUAGCAGAAGCACCUUCAACACUGCCAGCACCAGCAGCAACAACGAUGGUGAAGAGAGAAUAGGGCCGACCUACGGCGUGGCUUUGAUUCUCUACACUGGCCCUUCAAGUUCGCCAUUCACAUCAUGGACACUCAUCAGCCAUGUGGAGGAUCAGCCCGACAUCAUCACUGGGGCGAAUUGCCUGUUGGAAGACUUGAGGAAGGGGAUGGGUGGAGUUAUUAGUAAGCGUGGCGCUGAAGGAGCCGGCGGCAGACUGGACGAUGCCAGCGAAGACCUGGAGCAGACCGGCCGGAGUCCAAGGUUGUCGACCAUCAUCGAGGAGGUGUAG